This is a messenger RNA of Erpetoichthys calabaricus (reedfish), 2246 nucleotides long. RefSeq names its product zinc finger protein 883-like. Gene Ontology annotation, biological process: regulation of transcription by RNA polymerase II. Gene Ontology annotation, molecular function: RNA polymerase II cis-regulatory region sequence-specific DNA binding; DNA-binding transcription factor activity, RNA polymerase II-specific. The coding region runs from base 92 to 1408 and encodes 438 amino acids. The transcript has 3 exons. The record is from RefSeq and is a predicted model, not a curated record. Lineage: Eukaryota; Metazoa; Chordata; Cladistia; Polypteriformes; Polypteridae.
GCCACACUGCCGCUGACGCAAGGCUGUUGUUGAUUGAGGCAGAAGUGUGAUCGAGUUCAGAAAGAAUCUCAUCGGCAAGAGGCAGACAAAGAUGCCAAAAAUGUAUCCAGCUGGCCAGAAGAGUUUACAGAAAGAAUCUCAACGUGAAGAGGAUGUCUCUCGAAAGAGGAACAAAAGAAAGGGUAGGACUAACAUUCAGAGACCCCACAAAAUUAUAAACCGUAUGAAGGUGAGAGACUGUAAUCCUCAAUAUAUGGGCCCAGAUGAAGACUUAAACAGAUUGGGAUCCAGUUUGGGCAGACGCUGCUACUUGAAGGACAGUAAUGCUCACAAGCCGUCAGAAUCCUUGAAAACUAACACAGUGAGGCCCGAGAAGAAAUUGUGUCCAAAUCAAACUGGAGAAGAUAUUCAAGAGAAUGACAACUUGUCCUCUCUUCAGGGUCGUACACAAAGUAAACAACCUGAUAAGAAUAGGAAGAAACUGGCAUCUGCAACAAAGAACUUGGUAACGGCCUCUCAGCACCCUAGAUUUCAGCCCAUUGUGAAGCUAACAAGGAUCGAUGCCAUCAAAUCUCAAGGAGUGUACAGUCUAAAUCCAAUCCGCCAACAGUGUGUGAGAACAUUUAAACACAAACUGAAUUCUAAGGAUAAUAGAGGGAUUCAUAGGAGUAAGAAACCGUAUCACUGUCCUGAAGGUGGGAAACAAUUCUCAGAUAGUCACAUUCUUAAGAAACGCAGAGAAGAUAAUACAGAGAAGGAGCCAUACCACCGUUCUAAAUGUGUUAAGAACUUUUCAAAACACAGCCAUACCACAACUCCUAUUGUAGAGAAACCAUAUUUGUCUAAACGUGGCAAACGUUUCUCACAAGUGAGCCACCUUCAGACACAUAUGAUUGGUCAUGGAGGACAAGGUUUAUGUCGUUGUCCAACUUGUGGUAAACAUUUCUUAGACAGGAGCGGUCUUUUCAAACACAAAAGAAUUCACACUGGAGAGAAACCAUAUUGUUCUGAAUGUGGCAAACUGUUCUCACAAUCAAGCCAUCUUCAGGAACACAUGAGACUGCACGCAGGAGAACAGCCAUUUUCCUGUUCUGAAUGUGGCAAACUGUUCUCACAAUCAAGCCAUCUUCAGACACACAUGAGACUGCACACAGGAGAACAGCCAUUUUCCUGUUUUGAAUGUGGCAAACGAUUUUCAGAUAGCAGUAAUCAUCUGAGGCAUUUAAGAGGUCACACUGGUGAGAAGCCCUAUUGCUGUCCUGAAUGUGGCAAAAGAUUCUCCAACACAAGCGGUCUUAUGCGUCAUGCAGAAGUCCACAAUAAAGACCGUCCUUAUGACUGUUCUGAAUGUGGCAAGAAAUUCUCACGAACACGCAGUCUUUGUAGACAUAUAAGAACACACAUUUGAUAGAGGCCAUACUCGUUUCCUGAUUGUGACAAGCUAUUCACUGAUAACAGCAGCCUUCAUAGACACAACAGAAUUCAUUCUGGAUUAAGGCCAUAUUAUUGCUCUGAAUGUGGCAAGCGAUUCAUACAACCCUGCAGUCUUCAGUGACACGUAAGAACUCACAGAGGAGAAAAGCCAUACCGUUGCUCUAAGUGUGGAAAAACAUUCAUAAAGAAAAAUCCUCUUCAUGGACACAUGAAAAUUCAUGCUAAAAAGGCAAAGUCCAAAGAGACUGUAAAUAACAAAGAAAAAUCUGAAAUAAUUCAGUCAGGUGUGGAAAGAAAAUUGGAAUUGUUCUGCUAGUUGGUUACACAGAAUGCAUUUGACAAAAAGUUGCAGACUCAUUUAGGCAACCCUGCUUAUUAAUUUACUGUAAGUGGCUUUUGCACUAAUGACUAUUGCACAUUGUACACAGGUCUACUUUACAAGUUCUAAUGUUAUUUAUCUUAUGUUAUACUUCUAUGCUUUUUUAUAUUUUAUUGUACUACGAAGUUGAGAGAGAAACCGUAUUUUGUUUCUCCUGUAUGUUCUGCACAUAUAGUGAAUUGACAAUAAAAGGCUAUUUGAUUUGAUUUCAGUAUUUCUAUUAUCUUUUCUCCAGAGUCCGUAUUGGUGUUCACACUACUCUCUGGUGUGGCUGCUGCUCUUUCUAUCUGAAGAGUUAGUCCAGCUGGGGUUCGAUCAGCCCAGUAACGUCUAGCGGUCCCUCACAAUGGGAGUGUAUGAAUAUACCGAGGCAUGUUUAGCAUACAGCUGAUGACGUGUUCAUCUAAUAUAAAUAAGGCCAUAUAUGGACAUC